Messenger RNA from Babesia ovata, 1107 nucleotides. RefSeq names its product glycosyltransferase involved in glycosylation of HMW1A and HMW2A, putative. The transcript has a single exon. The record is from RefSeq and is a predicted model, not a curated record. Bases 1 to 1107 code for a protein of 368 amino acids. Lineage: Eukaryota; Apicomplexa; Aconoidasida; Piroplasmida; Babesiidae.
AUGUAUCACUGGCUGGCCGUUGCCUGCCUUUGUGCGCUGCCGUUCUGCCGCGUGGAAUCACGCUCAACGGUCAGGAAUCCGCAGCUACGGUGGACGGGGAGCUGGGCACACAAUGAGCAGCGUCGAGUACUGUCGAGUGGCAGUCCGGCUAUAGUUGGAAUCACCGACCUAUUGGGCCGCCUGGAUAAACACAGGUCAGCAAUCGCGCUCUACCGACGGCUGGAAAGCAUUCCUGUUUACAUCGCGACUGACGCUUCGAGGAAUGCGUUGAUAUCGCAUUAUCCGCUGGAAGACGUGGGCAAUGCAGCUGAAUCGGCUACAGAGGCGCCGCCUGCUGCUGCGGUGCGGCCGGCGAAGCACAUGCCGAAAGCCCAGCAAAUCGUACAGGAGUUCCUGCAGCAAUUCGCGGAUGUUAAGGAGGUUGUUUCUACGCAGAGCAGCACCCACGACCUAAGCCGCAUGAAGCGGCGGAUACCAGCGGUGGUGCUAUAUUUCAUGGACCCAAACGCCUGCGCAGCGCAUGUGCUGGAGCUGAGGAGGCAGGGAAAGGAAGCCCAUAUGGCGCGAACCACGCUGGCCGACUACGCACGUCAGGUUGACAACGCUACACGCAAGUUUGACCCGAUUCUGUUGCCCACUUCGGAGGCGCUGGUUAGCGCAACGCGACGUGGAAAAGGGACGUUCAAAGGUACGCCCAUAUUUACCACCGACCCGCCCAUCGUGGUUACCAAAUCGGAGACAUCGGAAGGGGGUUUCAAUCCUGCUACAGACAAGCUGGUGGUCUUCUUUUCGCCCGAAAGCGCUGCCGAAAUAUACCGAGGUGCCUGGUGGAAGGGCAGCGUAAAAAAGGAGCUCGGUGGCGAGACGGUACGCUACCGGAUACUUCCAGGGGCAGGUAAAUGGUCGACACGAAUACUGGUGUCCAGCCUGGAGGAGCUGUGCGCCCGCAUAAAAACGGACGAGCCUUACUGGACAUCACUCAUACACCUCGAGCCGCCGACCACCGCUGCAGACAAGCAUGCUCAACAGCUGUUUCAAGAGAGCGAAAACAAAGGCAAAUCCGCGUGGGAUGUCUUACACAGCUUUCGUGUUUUCUUCAACUACUAA